AUAGCGGAUGAACGUACAGGUAACUUGUGCUUCCCAGAACCUCCUCAAGAACGCCUUGUAGUCAUUGGAGAAGUUGGCACCCGAUCCAGUGAAAGGAGAGCAGUUGCCAACAGACCAUUCACCGACAAUAGUCCACAAAUAAAAGUUGCGAAUCGCGGAAGAGCGGGCACAGGCGGCUUGUACUUGUUGGUCCCAGGAGCGAGAAACUUCACCCUGACUAAAUACGCCGUAGUAGUGCGUGUCUAUAUAGGAGGUGACAUAAGUCAAGGGUCGGUAACUGUUUGGCGAGAAGCCGGUCCAGUAGUCAAGAGGCUGGAAAGCAUCGUGGAUCACCUCAAGAAUAGCACCUUGUUGAGAUGUUCCAUAGGGUAUUGUCUCGUGACGCUAAGCACAUCAUUUCCAAAGAAUCCAGCUGGUCUGAUGAUCGCUUCGUUAAAUUGUGCCUACGCCUCAGUUCAGGAAAGUUGCUUACUCGUUCAAGGGUGCGAUUCCAACAACGACAUCAGUUUGGCUAGAGUACCAGCUGGCAAGAGUCUUGAUAAUAUUAUUGCACCUCUGUACAUUGCUGGCGUUCGUGUGCCACAAUGGAUACGACUUCUUUUGACCACUGUUAUCAAAGCCAUUCUAGAGAGUCGGAGCACCGUGCAAGUCAAUAAUGAUCUUCAAUCCAAGCUGGCGGGCCCAUCCAAUAGCACUGCAUGA
Molecule: messenger RNA, 702 nt
Organism: Acaulospora colombiana
Lineage: Eukaryota; Fungi; Glomeromycota; Glomeromycetes; Diversisporales; Acaulosporaceae
Source: the annotation of a GenBank genome assembly